AUGCGCUGCUUGGCAGCAGCCGCGUUGCUCGCACUUGUGGUGUGCUUGGCGGCAUGUCACCUCUUCUUGUUCACUGCUUGGUACUCCUUUGGCCGGAAGCUCUUCACGCGAGUGGAUAACGUGCACUUCAAGGAUAUUGAGCGGGCCAUUCAGAUCGCAGGCGCCUCCCACGUGCCAGAUGGCGAAGCAUCGGCCAAGGAGAGACGGCUGGCCCUGCUGUUCAUGCUGCGCACCAACUUGGUGGAGAUUGAGCUCUGGCGAAGGUGGCUGCAACCGGGCCUCGACAUGACAGGCCAUUCCGACGAGCACCUGCGUGUCUCCUUGUAUUUUCACGUGGCCGACGGCUUUCAGGCAGCAGGCCCAGAUGUCGUGGCAGCACUCCAGGCGCUCCCGGGAACGCGGAAGGUCCUCAACCCGGUCGGGACCGGAUGGUGCGAGUUGAUGGCUGCAGAGGUGGCGCUGCUGCAAGCAGCGUUGAUGGAUGAUCCGGGAGCGGAAAUGUUUGUUCUGCUGCCACAUGACGCCGGUUUGACAGACUGUGGCGCUGUGUGCAUGCACCAGGCAGCUUCGAAGGUCUGUAUGGACAAAGCAAGUGCCAGUGCACUUCGGGGCGGUGUUGCCGCGGCGGUGGUCCAAGCCAUCUGCGUUCCAGCCUUCAUGUGGAUGCGAACUGUGACAAACUACCAGUACCGGCACGGUGGUCGAGUGCUGGAUGUUGCACGGAGAUUAUACGCAGAAGGUGGUCCUCGCCGCUUUUACCGAGGCGUCGUCCCUGCAUUGGUGCAGUCGCCAAUCCUGCGAUUCGGUGGCUUGGCCGUCAACGAAGGCCUUCUUUCAGCAACAGCCAAUCACUCACUGUCCCACACAGCUACUGCAGCAUUGUCCUCGGCCGCGGCCACUGGAUUGAAGAUCCUUCUCAUGCCACUCGAUGCCUGGCAGACAGCAAAGCAAGUGAAUGGUCAGCAGGGCCUGGCCCUGCUGAUGGUGGAAGCCAAAAGUCGACCUUUGAGCCUGUGGCGAGGCACUGCAGGAUGUUUGACGGGAACGUGGAUUGCUCAUUAUGCCUGGUGCUUCACCAACAACUGGCUCCACGACACGUUGCCAGUGUCGGCCUUUGGCAAUUCAGAAAUGGCGAGGCAGGACAUGCUGUUUGUAGCUGCAAGAGCUGUGAUCACUCUCUGCAGGGGUGCCAGCAUUGGAUUUGCGGCAAAUGUGGCUGGGGAUUGUUGUAUUGAAAACGAUACGGCAAACCGCUGGAACUUCCAUUUCCUACCAGGGUGCGAUCAAGGAGUUUGUUCGGACGUGGCCUUCCAACCAAAGUGGCAUCAAGUGGAUUGCAAGGAGCUGCAGGGAACUCAGGCAUUGGCAACAGCUGGCAGCAAGAGCAGAGGACAGUCGGUUGCUUCUUCCCAGGCUUUCCUCAUCGGCUACGAAGCGGUGCUCAGACAGGGCAGCAUUUUCAAUGGUCCGAAGCCUCAAAUCAACGCACACUGCAAGUUGCAGUGUGCUCGGCUUCUGCCUGUAGCAUGCAAGCUGUUUCCUGUGCCCCUUCCCAUUUUGGUAUUUGUGCUAGAGGCUCUGAAUCCUCACCAGAGGGGAGGAAUUGCCAAGAAGCAGGUGCCUCAUGAUUGCGCACAUGGCAUCUUGGCUCGCAAGAUGCUCUUGGAAGCAAUGGCCUUCAGAAUCAUCUUCAUCCACGGGCAGACUGCCAAACGUUGCCUUCGGUGCUGCGUUGCUGCUCUGGGAAUGGGAAGGCUGGCACUGAGCAGACGGCAUGCCCUUCGGGUGGCGAGCGCACGGGCACUGAAAGCUGCGGACGCAAUCUUCGAGUCUGCGUAUCUGGGCGAACCGCUUUGCUCUGACGAAGUCUUGCCACUUCUGACACUGGCGCUGGCAGAGGAGCAGCUUUCAGGGUCAAGCUCCGACAUGGAACUGUCUGACUUGCCGCUAUACCAGAAGGCGGCAAAAGGGCUCCAGUUUUUCGAGGACGGCCUCAGAGAUCUCGGCGUGCGAGCUGAGUGCAUUCUGUACGCGCCCUGGCCUGGUUGUGGCGUGGCAGAGCAGCCCAGCCUCAAGCGAGCAAAGAGUCCCUUGCUUGGGGGUGGCCUCCUGCCAGCCGAUCGCGAUGCUUUGCUUCAAUCGUUGGCAGACAUGGGGGUCUUGUUCGCGCGGAAGUUGGGUACAUCUGGCGGGAAUGUCACAGCUCACUUGGCUAUGCUCCAUGGCCUCGACUCCGGCAAAAGGCCGCAAGCACCCCACCGACUCUUCCCAUUGCCACCGGAGGAGCGUGGCGGCCCAAUUGUUCUGACAAGAUGGUACUUAGCCAGCCUCAAGGCUCGGCUGCCUCCUGCUGCCAUUGUGGUGCUGUGCGGCUGCGCUGCUGUGCUUGCAGGACAGCUUGUGAUUGUCACAGGCGUCAUCUCCAAAAAGAACUUCACAGUCUUGGUCGGCGUCUACGUCUUCGCCCACUUUGUGGUUUUCUUUGUGUCCGUUGCAGCUUUCGUCGAGUAUUCCCUGCUUGAGCCGUUGCGCAAGGCUGGGCUGGUUCGCAAAGUCGAACUCUGA
Messenger RNA from Symbiodinium natans, 2565 nucleotides. NCBI's taxonomy places the organism in Eukaryota, Dinophyceae, Suessiales, Symbiodiniaceae. The record is from the annotation of a GenBank genome assembly.